AUGCUGGACAUCAAAAACGAAAAGUUGACACAUGUUGUGUCUAUCACAGCCUCCGACAUUGAGCUGCAAGACCGUGUCAUCACCACGAUUCUCUCUCCACAUACUGGAAAGAAGGUGGAAAUCACUGGCGAUGUGGACGAGGCCAUGAAAGUUGUUCUCGAAGGCGAAAGAGUCACGCUUACGCCCGAGGAAGACCGUCGCUUGCUUCGCAAAAUCGACUUGUACCUAUUACCACUCAUUUGUCUCUUGUAUGCCACGCAAUUUAUGGACAAAUUGUCCAACUCGUGGGCAGCAGUGAUGGGUUUGAGAACAGACUUGCACAUGAAGGGAGAAAUGUACUCGUGGACAGGCUCUGCGUUUUACCUAGGCUACUUGGCCUUUGAGUUCCCGGCGUCCGUGUGUCUCCAAAGGUUUCCGGUGGCCAAAACGGUGUCAAUGUUCAUUGUGUUGUGGGGUGUGAUCCUUUGCUUGCACUCUGUGCCGCAAUACGCCGGGUUUGUUGCCUUGAGAACCAUUUUGGGCGGCUUGGAGUCUUCGGUCACUCCUGCGUUCGUCAUCAUCACCUCUCAAUGGUACAAGAAGGAAGAGGUUUUCCUCAGAACUACGCUCUGGUUUUCGUGCAACGGGCUUGGUCAGAUCUUGGGUUCGGGCGCCAUUGGCUACAACUUGUUCACUCAUAAGGACAGCUAUGCGCUUGAGGCGUGGAAAAUUGUCUUUAUUGCCACGGGAUGCAUUACCAUUGUGCUUGGGUUUGCCAUCUUCUUCCACAUUCCUAACAACCCAACAGAGGCUUGGUUUUUGACCGAGCACGAGAAGAAAUUGGUGGUGGAAAGAAUCCGCUCCAACCAGCAAGGCUUUGGUAACCACCACUUCAAGAAGAAGCAGUUCAUCGAGGCUUUGACCGACAUCCAGACCUGGGCGUUCUUUGUGAUUUCCUUGGCCACAAACAUCCCCAACGGUGGUUUGACUAACUUUGGCAGUAUCUUAAUGACAGGAUCCAUGCAUUUCACCACAAAGAAAACACUCUUGUGGGGAAUGAUCCCCGGAACUGUAGAGGUGGUGGGAUGCACCCUUUUCGCUUACUGCUACCGGUUUUACAAGUCCAGAAUGCUUUGGGCCACGUUUAUCUCGGCCAUGAGUGUGAUGUUCCUCUGCUUGUUGGCAUUUGCAAAGAACAAGGAUGCCCAGUUCGCUGGCUAUGCCUUGUACUCGCUCAGUCCUUUGAUUUUCAUUUGUAUCUUGUCGUCCAUUGCAUCCAACAUCGUGGGGCACACCAAAAAGGUGACUGUCAAUGCCAUUUUCCUUAUUGGAUACUGUGUGGGAAACUUAAUUGGCCCUCAGACGUUCAGAGCAAACCAGGCUCCAAACUAUGAUGGUGCCAAGGCUGCGAUGGUGGGAUGUUCUUCAUUGACUACGGUGUUGAUGAUUUUGCUCUGGAUUUAUUACAUCCGGGAAAACAGGAGAAGAGAUGCCUUGGAGUCGGCACUGGAGUUUGAGAUGAUUGAGAACCAUGAGUUUGCCGAUUUGACCGACAGAGAAAACCCUCUUUUCAGAUACACAAUCUGA
Messenger RNA from Clavispora lusitaniae ATCC 42720, 1566 nucleotides. RefSeq names its product allantoate permease family MFS transporter (gene DAL5). Gene Ontology annotation, molecular function: dipeptide transmembrane transporter activity; allantoate transmembrane transporter activity. Gene Ontology annotation, biological process: dipeptide transport; allantoate transport; transmembrane transport. Gene Ontology annotation, cellular component: plasma membrane. Lineage: Eukaryota; Fungi; Ascomycota; Pichiomycetes; Serinales; Metschnikowiaceae. The record is from RefSeq and is a predicted model, not a curated record.